Messenger RNA from Mytilus californianus (California mussel), 1224 nucleotides. RefSeq lists its product as uncharacterized. Gene Ontology annotation, cellular component: extracellular region. Gene Ontology annotation, molecular function: chitin binding. The record is from RefSeq and is a predicted model, not a curated record. Lineage: Eukaryota; Metazoa; Mollusca; Bivalvia; Mytilida; Mytilidae. The transcript has 9 exons. The coding region runs from base 1 to 1224 and encodes 407 amino acids.
AUGUUCACAGAUACUUACAAAAGUGUAGGUGUACCUAAAAUAGGUAUUGUUAUUGCGACCGAACGUUCUACUGAUCCAGGACAAACAAUAGGAGUUGCAUUUGAAGCUAAAAAUGAAGGAAUCCGUAUGAAUUCUAUUGGAGUGUCUACUUUUGCAGAUAGGACGGAACUAUCUGGAAUAGCCAAUGCAGAUGACAAAGUACUGAUGGUCAACACAUACCAGGAACUAGCAGAUGUUGUUGGAAAUGUAGUCACAUUAGUCUGUCCAGCACAAUUUUUAACCACAUGGAUUCCCACAACGACUACAUCGACGACUACAACACAACUUCCUCCAACAACAACAGCUUCACGUCCGUGUGAGCAUUGCGAAUUGAGGAAUGGAGUCGGCUACAAUCCACAUCCAGAAGACUGUGACAAGUUUAUCCAAUGUUACUUUGGUGAAAACAAUGAGAUAGUUGGUGCUUACAGACAGUGUCCAUGGGGACAAUAUUGGGACCAGGAAGUCCUCACAUGUAGACCUGCUGAAAAUGUUGUCUGUCAAAGAGCUCUGGAGAUAUCAAAUGUUGGAUUAUACCAGUGUCCUGAUUCUCUUGCGUCUUUUACUGUAACGUGUGAGGGAUUAGAAUAUGGAAUGUGCAAACCUUAUAUUUUAGGAUCAAUCAACCUGAAUGGAACGGAUUUCGACAUAAAGCCAAACCAUGACAUGGCAAAUACUGGCUUUAACAGAAACUAUAUUUAUAACGUAUACAACAGAAAACAAGUAGAAGUAGAUGGAAAAACUUGCACUGCUGGAGAGGAUCAAGAAAUUGCAGCUGUUACUACGGCGUUUCAAAAUGAGGAAACACAGACGGAAUUUGAACAUUUUGCAAUGAGAAAAAGAUUUCGAGUUAUCAAUAAUUCCGUUGGGUCUACUUUCACUGGGCAUCAGAACAUAGGAAUGGGACAUCAUGGACAGAUGUCCGGCUCUUCAAAUACAUAUGCCGUCGGACUACUUAUUCUAGUUGAUGAUGUCAUAUAUAGAAGGUUUUACACUAUGAGUAAAGGUUAUACGCAUUCCCAAAAAGAGACUGAUGCCAAAGCAUUGAUUCGACAAUAUUAUGCUCAUGUUGUAAACGCUAUGGACAUUCGUUACAGAAAUAUCAGGCAUCCUGUAUAUGAAAUCCGAAUUAUUGUUUCUGGAUACCUCAUCGAUGAUGUAAGUUUAUAUAUUUUCCAGUUGAUAUAA